Molecule: messenger RNA, 2707 nt
Organism: Ostrinia furnacalis (Asian corn borer)
Lineage: Eukaryota; Metazoa; Arthropoda; Insecta; Lepidoptera; Crambidae
Product: IQ and AAA domain-containing protein 1-like
Exons: 19
Coding region: 1-2691 (896 amino acids)
Molecular function (GO): ATP hydrolysis activity; ATP binding
Source: RefSeq, a predicted model, not a curated record
AUGUCGUGUGAUUAUUAUUUUAUGCAAUGGAAAGAAACCCUAAGGAAUUUGGAGAGUUUAGUUCUACUUGAUCAUGAAUAUCAGAUAACCAAAGCCAAAGACAAGAAACUGUGUGAUGCUGUCAUACGGUUAUGUGGUAUGCUCGGAGAAUACAUAGUGAUCUACAACGAAGCGCUGGAUUGCUUGCAGCACAAUCUGCAGGUCCAGAAGACACCGUACCUGCUUGAAAUUGUGAGAGCUGUUAUUAACAGAAUCCUAGAACUGAAACAUGAGCUAAAGAAAGUGGAAUGUACCAACGUACAGUUCCUAAAUCAUGGGUUAGCCAAUCACAAGUUGACCACACAUAACGUCGAGCUAGACGAUGUCCUGACUCAUAUGGAACGACCGGAUAUUGUGAAAACAACUAUCGCUGAAGCUUUUGUAAACGCUGAAAAGAAAAGGGAGGAGCUGAGGACAGCUGAGGAAGAAGAAGAGACAGAGGAUAUUCAGCAAGGACCAGCCCAUAACUGGUGGGAUGAAGAUGAGCUUGAAGAAGAACUUGGUGAAAAAUUCGAUGAAGAGCCUGAGACAGAAGAAAUGAUAAAAACCAGGCUAAUGGCUUCAUUGAUUCAAGCACACGAGAGAUCUAGACAAGUAAUUCGUCAAAUAACACAUAACAAACAAAAGAGAGAGUUAUGGGAAAAGGACUUAACAGGAACACUGAACCCACCAGCCCGCUUGGAAAUACGUGAACGAGCUGCUAAAAUAAUACAAACAGUUUGCAGAGCUUAUUUCGAAAUCAAAAGGAAAAAGAAACUUGAAUGCAAACAAGACGAAUUAUUGGACAUUAGAUUAUGUGGAAAAGCAAAUGAAGCCUAUAUGAACAAAACUAUAGAGGUAUCUAUAAUACAUGAAACGAAAAAGAGGAAAAAAUUUGAGAAACAAUGGCAAGUAUCACGUGAGAAACUCAAACAAGAUUUCAUAAAUCGUAGAGGAGAUGAUCUUGCGGAAGAUUAUCGUGAUUUGGUUCGAGAAUGGCUAAGAAAAUGGUUCGAUGAUAUCCAAUAUUUUUACGAUAUACCCAAUGACGACGAGGGUGGAUCGAUAUUAAUCAUGAAAGAAGAAACUCCGGAGCCCACAGAAUGGUGGGAAUCGUACAAAACCUAUUUAGAAGAAAAAAAAGCUAACAAAAACAAAUCUUCUUAUCAGCUAAAACAAGCAAAAUUACAAGAAAAGCAAGAAGAGAUGAUGAGAAAAAGAGAAGAACUAAUGAAAAAAAAGAUUGAAGCAGAACUGAUGGCAAAGAUUAUGAAAAAUCCGACUAUGCAUCCAGGAUUCACCUAUCCCGAGUCCAAGAAAACUGAACACAUAUUAGAGGUGAUUGAACAGUAUCGCAGCAAUUGGGAUGAAUUAGAUAAAUCAGAAGCGUUAGAAGUUAAAAAGUUGUUUGUGAUCGAUGUUGAUAAAAAUAACGUAUACGCAGACGUAAAACUGGGUAUUAUGCGGACUGUUGAUGAAGAUAUGAGACAGGAGUUGAAGGUGUUGAAGAAAGCGCUGAAAAAAGACUAUGAAAACAAUGGCGAAAAAUUCCCAGAGCCGAUGAAGAAAGCCAAAAAGCGACAGAAAAAGAAAAAUAAAGUUAAAGCGAAAAUGAGCGAGAGCAUCGCUGAGAAAAUGGAAGACUUGGCUUUCAAAGGAAUUCUGAAAGAAUAUCCUCCUACACAACUUGGUGAUUUUCUAGGAGAUCACAACUAUGUUGGGGAUGAUCAGCGAUUUAACUUGGAACGAGCCCUUCAAUUUUGCGGCGAAGCAAGAAGCAUUUGGUGGGAGAGGUGCCGAGAAGUCACACACGGCUUCCACAAAGUACUUCUUGUAGGACCCAGGCAUAGCGGAAAGACUUUGCUAGUGCAUAUUUUAGCUACAAUAACAGAUGCCAUAUUGUUUGAGCUGGACCUUUCAAAUAUCCAUAGCUUAUCGCUAACUUCGGCUGAGUUGGGACGACUGAUGAGUUCAAUUAUAACAUGCACAAGAGUAGCGCAGCCGUCUGUAAUUUACAUUAAGCACAUUCAUCGGUUGUUCUAUAGAAAAGUACCACAAGAAGAUUCUAAUAUGAAAUUAGACGUGAUGAAGCGUUUGAUAACCAAGAAAUUGUUGAAGAGGAUUAAUAAAAGUGACAAAAUAACAGUCGUGGCCAGCUGUGUGGACCCGUGGCUCACGAAGAGUGGCCCUCUUCUGAAGCUGUUCCCAGUGGCUGUCUUGAUCCCGGAUACUUCGUACUCUGCUGUCUUCAGACUCUUGCAACGAUGGAUGAAUGACAACCAAUCAGUUCCUCGAGACCUGGAUAUCCAUAGCCUAGCCUACGUUCUGCGAGGAUACAGCUAUGGACAACUUAAAGAGGGUCUAGAGAGCUUCUUGACUCCUGAACAAAUCAUCAAAAUUGCCGCUCGUGGACUUUUCCCUAUGGAGAUUUACAAUUUCUUUUUAGAAGACGAAACUAAAAUUAAAGUAGACUACGAAAAGUAUCUGAAAUGGUACUCAGAGAAAACGCAAUGGGGCAAGAAAGAGACUAAGCACGUAGAAGAACAACGCGAGUUCAAACUGGCGGCGGAUAUGUAUGCGCAGAGAGCAGAGAAGAAAAAGAAGGAGGCAAAUGUCAGAACCAAAGACGAAGAAACCCUGGAAGAAACUGAUGAAUCUGAUGAUGAUGAGUAAAGACGAGAGAUUAAAA